AGGAGGCCGGGCCGGCGGGCAAACAAACGUGGCGCUGGAGCGGGGAGAGGCUGGGCUGCUCCGCCUCAGCCGGGGGGAGAAGGAGAGCCGCGGCCGGGAGGGGACCAGCGAGCCAGCCAGCCGGCCAACCCCAACCGGACUCCUUUGUCGCCUCCGCCGGCUGGCCUUUCCCUGCCAGGGGAGAAGGGGUCUCGCGCCGCCAUGGCGCUGGCCGAGCUCUACACGCAGUACAACAGAGUGUGGAUCCCUGAUCCUGAAGAAGUUUGGCAGUCUGCGGAAAUUGCAACGAACUAUAAGACUGGCGACUCCGUACUUCACCUACGGCUAGAAGAUGGCGUGGAGUUGCGUUUUCCAGUGGAUCCCAGCACUUUGCCUCCUUUGCGAAAUCCAGACAUACUCGUCGGUGAAAAUGACCUCACAGCACUUAGUUACCUUCAUGAGCCGGCUGUCCUACACAACCUCAAAGUUCGCUUUGUAGAGUCCAAGCUUAUUUAUACCUACAGCGGAAUAAUUCUGGUUGCUAUAAACCCCUAUAAGCAGUUGCCGAUAUAUGGCGAUACCAUUAUCCAUGCCUACAGCGGUCAGAAUAUGGGAGACAUGGACCCACACAUCUUUGCUGUGGCUGAGGAAGCUUACAAGCAAAUGGCAAGGAACAACAAGAACCAGUCUGUUAUCGUCAGUGGAGAAUCAGGAGCUGGGAAAACCGUCUCUGCGAGAUAUGCCAUGAGGUACUUUGCUACAGUCAGUCGAUCAAGCAACAACACCCAAGUCGAAGAUAAAGUUUUGGCCUCUAACCCCAUAACAGAAGCUGUUGGUAAUGCUAAAACCACACGCAAUGACAACAGCAGCCGUUUCGGGAAGUACAUGGAAAUCAGUUUUGAUCAGAGGUACCAGAUCAUGGGGGCAAAUAUGAGAACAUACCUGCUUGAAAAAUCCCGAGUCGUCUUUCAGUCUGAGAAUGAGAGAAAUUACCAUAUAUUCUAUCAAUUGUGUGCAUCUGCUCACAGGCCGGAAUUUAAAUACCUUAAACUAGGAAGUGCUGAAGAAUUUCAUUAUACAAAUAUGGGUGGAAACACUGUGAUUGAAGGAGUAAAUGAUGGAGACUAUAUGAUGGAGACUCAAAAGACAUUUACCCUGCUAGGUCUAAAGGAAGAUUUCCAGAUGGAUGUUUUUAGAAUACUAGCAGCCAUCCUGCAUUUAGGCAACGUGCAAAUAACAGCUGUCAGUGACGAAAGAUCAUCUGUUAGCCUGGAUGAUAAACAUCUUAAUAUAUUUUGUGAACUUCUGGAUUUAGAGAGUGACAAGAUAGCACAGUGGCUGUGCCACAGGAAAAUUAUCACUACCUCCGAGACUGUGGUAAAACCCAUAAUGAAAUUUCAAGCUCUUAACGCUCGUGACGCUUUGGCGAAAAAAAUCUAUGCCCAUCUCUUUGAUUUCAUAGUGGAACGAAUUAAUAAGGCCUUGCAAUUUUCAGGCAAGCAACACACUUUCAUUGGUGUUUUGGACAUCUACGGAUUUGAAACUUUUGAUGUGAAUAGCUUUGAACAGUUUUGCAUCAAUUAUGCCAAUGAAAAAUUACAGCAACAAUUUAACCUGCAUGUUUUUAAACUUGAACAAGAAGAAUAUAUGAAAGAAAAUAUCCCAUGGACGCUGAUUGAUUUUUAUGACAACCAACCAGUCAUUGACCUUAUUGAAGCUAAAAUGGGCAUUUUGGACUUGCUGGAUGAAGAAUGCAUGGUCAGUUCUGCAUUUUUGUUUUCGUUUUGCUGCGUUUAAUUAAGUGUUCCGAACUGCACGUUUGUCUUGUCUUAACACUGUUU
Molecule: messenger RNA, 1820 nt
Organism: Sphaerodactylus townsendi
Lineage: Eukaryota; Metazoa; Chordata; Lepidosauria; Squamata; Sphaerodactylidae
Product: unconventional myosin-Vc-like
Exons: 12
Coding region: 202-1776 (524 amino acids)
Biological process (GO): actin filament organization; vesicle transport along actin filament
Cellular component (GO): vesicle; myosin complex; cytoplasm
Molecular function (GO): ATP binding; microfilament motor activity; actin filament binding
Source: RefSeq, a predicted model, not a curated record